AUGCGCCACUCCGCGUACGGGCUGCAAGCCGCCGAGCAUUCGGCAGCAUACAUGAAAGAGCAGCGCGAGAUAGUCACUGCUCUCCGCUCCGACCCAGCAGAUCCAAACCCUGGCGUACAUCUGCGCGCAGAAGCUGCUAUCCUCGCCGCACUUGACUACACCAAACGCCCUAACUUGGAAACACAAGUGUGGCCUGGGCUCGGGUACGCGGGGUGUGGAUAUGCCUCAGAGACUGGGAGUGCAGGUGAGGAGCGAGGAGGGCGUGAAGCGGAGAAAGCGGGAGGUUCAGGCGGAGGUGGAUGGACUGCUGGGAGCUGGUCUAUUGGCGGAUGGAGCAUUGCGCCGUGGGGCGUUAAAGCAGCAGACGAGGAGGAUGUGGAGGAGGAGAAGCCGGCGCCGUUGCUCAUGUACGAGCGCGUGGGAAGGGAGGUGGGCAUGCCGCGGCCCGUGGUCAGCAUGCAUGUGGAGCACCAUGCAGGCGCCUCAGCGGAUGCGCUGCUGCCGCUGCUCUCGCUGGCGUACCGCCUGCGCCAUCUCAACCCCACACUCCAAUUCGCCUGGCUCUCCGCAGAUGAUUUGGAUAUGGGUCAGCAACUGAGCACACUCACACGCGCACAUCUGCAAUCUUCCUGGUCCUUUCUCCAUCCGUAUGGCACGGACCUGCAAGAGCACGACCCAGUUGCUGCCAUUUUUUCCAACCUCCUCAUUUCAUCAGAGUCUGAUUAUCUUGUAGCUGCACUCAACUCAGCAUGGACCCAGGCCUUGCAUGCACUCAGGUCCACAAAUGGCCGUCUAUACUCCAGGUUUUUGUCCUACUAA
Molecule: messenger RNA, 819 nt
Organism: Closterium sp. Yama58-4
Lineage: Eukaryota; Viridiplantae; Streptophyta; Zygnematophyceae; Desmidiales; Closteriaceae
Source: the annotation of a GenBank genome assembly